Plutella xylostella (diamondback moth) is the source of this 2243-nucleotide messenger RNA. RefSeq names its product ATP-dependent RNA helicase p62. Lineage: Eukaryota; Metazoa; Arthropoda; Insecta; Lepidoptera; Plutellidae. Gene Ontology annotation, molecular function: RNA helicase activity; ATP binding; nucleic acid binding. The record is from RefSeq and is a predicted model, not a curated record.
UGACUUACACAAGUCAGCUCAUUCAGUUUUGUAAUUUGUUGAAGUGAUUUUACUCGCCGGAUAUAUUUUUUACAAAUGACUAAGAUAAAUAUUCGUUGUUACAGGUUGGACCCUGCUUCCUAGAAAAAUCAAUAAAUAUUUUUAACAUCUCUUAACAAAACGCUACAGAAAUUAUGUCUUCAGGUAGCUGGAAUAAUAGCCGCGGUAGCGGUGGUUCCAAAUAUGGCGGCGGCGGUGGUGGUGGAGGCGGAUAUGGCGGUGGCGGUGGAUCUAGAUUCGGAGGUGGCGGCGGCGGUGGCAGCAGGUUCGGCGGCGGCGGCGGAGGUGGUUUUGGAGGCAAGAAAGACUUCACCGGAGGCCAGAACAUGAGGCGCCCCAACUGGGAUUCAGUGUCCCUGCAGCCAUUCAACAAGAACUUCUACAACCCUCACCCCUCAGUACUUAGCCGUUCUCCUUAUGAAGUAGAACAAUUCCGAAACCAACAUGAAAUUACUAUUAGCGGAGUUGAUAUCCCUCCUCCAAUCCAACAGUUUGAAGAGGGCAACUUCCCUGAUUAUGUUAUGUCCAGUAUCAAAAGCCAAGGAUACAAAGAACCAACACCUAUUCAAGCACAAGGCUGGCCUAUUGCCAUGUCUGGAUUGAACUUAGUUGGUAUUGCCCAAACUGGAUCUGGAAAAACUUUAGCAUACAUUCUGCCUGCUAUUGUUCACAUCAACAACCAACAGCCUAUUAGGCGUGGAGAUGGCCCCAUCGCUCUUGUUCUAGCACCAACCCGAGAGUUGGCCCAACAGAUCCAACAGGUUGCCACUGACUUUGGCAAUGCUUCAUACGUCAGAAACACAUGCAUAUUUGGUGGUGCUCCUAAGAGGGAACAAGCUCGUGAUCUUGAGAGGGGUGUUGAAAUUGUCAUUGCCACUCCUGGCAGACUCAUUGAUUUCUUGGAAAAGGGAACAACCAACCUUCAGCGUUGCACAUACCUGGUGCUCGAUGAAGCUGAUAGAAUGCUUGACAUGGGAUUUGAACCCCAGAUCAGGAAAAUCAUUGAGCAAAUUCGUCCUGACAGACAGACUGUCAUGUGGUCAGCUACAUGGCCCAAAGAAGUAAAGAAACUAGCUGAAGAUUACCUUGGUGACUAUGUACAAAUUAAUGUUGGAUCCAUGCAACUGUCUGCUAACCACAACAUCCUUCAAAUAAUUGAUGUUUGUCAAGAACAUGAAAAAGAGAACAAGUUGAAUGUACUAUUACAAGAAAUAGGUCAGAGCCAAGAACCUGGUGCCAAAACCAUCAUCUUUGUGGAGACCAAACGGAAAGUGGAGAAUAUCACUAGAAAUAUCAGACGGUAUGGAUGGCCAGCUGUGUGCAUGCACGGAGACAAGACCCAACAGGAAAGAGACCAAGUCUUACAUCAAUUCAAACAGGGCCGUGCCAGUAUCCUAGUUGCCACAGAUGUGGCUGCUCGAGGACUUGAUGUUGACGGUAUUAAAUAUGUCAUAAACUUUGACUACCCUAACUCUUCUGAGGACUACAUUCACCGAAUUGGUAGAACUGGGCGAUCAAAAACUACAGGGACCUCGUAUGCUUUCUUCACUCCCUCCAACUCCCGCCAAGCUAAAGACCUCGUCUCAGUGCUGCAGGAAGCUAACCAAACGGUGAACCCUCAGCUCCAAACAAUGGCGGAGCGUUGCGGAGGAGGCGGCGGCGGCUGGAACAGGAACCGGUACGGCGGAGGCGGCGGCCGUGGUGGAGGCGGCGGCUCCUUCAAACGCGGAUCCAACUUCGGCAGAAGUAACGGACAUGGCGGCGGAAACCACAAAAAAUUCAAUGACUAUUAACUUUAUGAAAGUAUCUCUAUUUAAUUGUAUUUUAGAAUAAUUGCAGCGAAUCCUCAUAGGAAUACUGAAUGUGGGUGUUAUGUAAUAACGAUUAUGUAAUUCUGUUUGUUUGCCUGGUACAAGUGUGUUGAGUAUAGUUUUAAUUUUAAUUUAUUCUUAAAACGCACUUAACAUCUUAAGUUGUUUUAAAAUAUUUUUUGCACUGUGAUAAUUUGUAAGCUGUGAUUUCUAGUGAGGAUUAGCUCUUGGUGUUCUUUUUCAUUGACCAGUAAAACUUCUUCUAUUAUGUAUGUGAAGUGUCUACCGUUGUGGUACAUUCUUAUACUUUGACAAUGUGGUUUCCAAAACUGUCUUGUAGUAGCAUAACGCAGGAUAUAAGAUAAAUAAAUUAAUGUACGUCUAAAUAUAAAA